CCCUCAGAUUAUUUUUUUUCUGCCGCACACUCUUCCUUAUCUUCUCCUGGUGACACUCUUCUUCCUCCCCCGCGCUGUGCGUCCUUGCUCCCUCGGCGCCCCUGCUCCCAUGGCACCGCGCCCCUCUCCAGCCAUGGCCGCGUCUCCCCUGCUCCGGUUCAUCUGCGCGCGUCGCACCGUCGAGUUCCGCGCGUCCCAAGCUUCUCCACCGUGUCGGCUGCUCCUCCCUGCGUCCAUCUCCCAUGGCGCCUUGGAGUCCCAGCUCGGCCUCCUUCCUGCAGCCGGUUGUGGUUGCCCCUCCUGCAGCUCGCCGGGCACGCUCGCCAGCUUCCAAACACGAUCUCAUCAUCGUUUCAUGCGUCAGCAAGAAAUCCCAAGUGUUGGGUGAAGACGGAGCCAGCAGCGUGGUGUUCACCGAGUGCGCGACAAAAAGCUCGAACAAGUCGUCGAGCGUCAUACUCGUCUACGCCAAGCCCCCCAAGCCGUGAAGACACUCUGGUGUUGGCCACGUGUCACCUGCUCGACAAAAAGGAAUUCCAUGAGUAUCUAGUCAAGAGUAGAAAUUGUGUGCAUCGCUCGUCAGACGUGUGUGAUCGAAGACAUCAACCGAAAACCGGCAUCAUGUGUAACACCCCUGGUGUUUAUAUUCCGCUCGACAACGAGUAUGAAUUUAAGCACGUAAUCAGUGGAUAAAACGGAUGCCAAAAUUUUCUUCACCUAUCGCGAUUUUAAUAUCGCAUCUGUUCCGUUUGUCGCGAGUUCGACGUCGUUUUUAUUUAUUCGGACUCUUCCAAAAUUUUCGUGAUGUUCGGAACAUCGUUGUUCCGAAAAUCGGUGCGUCCGGUGAGUAUUUAAAAUUCAUCGCUCGCGCGAAUACGAAUUCGAAAGCCCGACCCACUCGGAUGAUUUUUAUCCCGGGCAAAUUAAAUUAAACUCGGCGACAAAAGUGUUAGUACAAAAUUUAUAAGAAGUCGACGACUAAAAUUUUAGGUGUAAAAUAAUUUAGUCAUUGCUCGCUAACCGAGCUUACAUCACAUCCGAGAGUUUUUAAUUGAGAUUUGAUUCUCCAAUAAAUCAUCUAUGACAGAGCGAUCAAGUGUUCGAUUGGUAGGUGAAGUUAUCUGAUUUUAAGUCAAAUUAAAUAUAGUUUAAAAUAUUAGUCUCGAUCUCGUUUGAGUUCAUUCUGUUUGUAUCUUAUCCAAAAUACGAUUAUCUCUAGAAAAUCCUCCCCCAUCACACGUCAUCAGCCCAUACAGCUGUCGUUCCUUAUCUGCUCAGCCGUAGUGAUCAAAAAUCUACACUCAUGUACUUAUCCUCUCCACCAUCCCUAUCUCUAUUAUCCUCCCACGUCAUCUCCUGGAGAAUUCCCUAGCCAUCUCUAUCUUCUAACUCCACGCCACCUCCUUUCUCAAGCAUCACGUUCAAUUUCUAGAAAUUCCCUGCUAUCGCUAGCUUCUAGGACAAACGUUGCUGGCCUCCUAGUUUCCAUACGUCGGCUCCCUGUGGUCUUCCCCGCGUCCGGUCUCAUCCUUAUCCCCAUCGCCCUUAUCCCCUGGUCUGUGCCGCUCGUACUUGGAGAAAAAUCUCCAGCCGCCUUACCUGCUGCCGCCGCUUCCCAUCCGACAGAUUAUUUGUUUGCAGUCACUGAUCUUCUCCCUCGCUCAGCCGAGUGGUCUUCCACUCCUCCCAGCCGAGCUCUCCCUCUCCACGCAGCUCCCUCGCGGUGCUCCCUCCAUAGCGCCCGAGCGCUCUGUCCUCGGAUCGGAGCUUCUCUGCGUGUCGCAGCCAAGCUUCCUUCCCCAUGGCGCCCGGCGCCCAAGUCCCCAGCCGUGACCCUGCCGAGCUCCGCCCCGACUCCACGUCUCCUGGUCGGGCUCUCGUUCUAUGCCUGAUGCCGCUGUUCCCUGGUGCUCCCUGCUCGGUCCCUGCCCAGCGCCUGACUACAGCUCCAGCUCGCGGCGUCCCCUCUGCUUAGCCAGGAUUGUCGUGCCUCUGCUCCCUGGUUUUCCCUACGCGCGAGCUCGCUGGCGUUGCCCCUGCUCCGCUUGGCCGCGUCCCCCUCAGUCCACCACUCUGCUCGGCCAUGGAAGACACGCCGCACCCUGGUUCCAGCUCGCGAUACUCCCUGCACGCCGGAGUCGCCCAGCUCGGCCACCUACCUCCCUAUGCGCGACCUCCUCUAGCUCCCUGUUUCUCCAGAGUGUCUUCCUCUGUUGGCUCGCCGGCUUCCUGCUCCCUGCUCACCCAGCGCACGCUUCUCCUUAUGUGCCGUGCCUGCGUGCUGCUCGCCCCAGCUCCCAGCCAUGGCGUCGGCCAAAGCUCCUGCGCGUUAUGUGCCCAGCUCCCUUUUCCGCGUAUGCGCGCUUAGCUCGCUUUCCUGCGCGCCCAGCGUUCUGCUCCCGCUCGUCCCUGCGCGCCAAGCUCCUUGCGCGGUCCUUCCUUGAGCUCGGUCCUGCGCUUUUCCUUUCUCUGUGCUCGUGCUCGCCGUGCCGUGAGUCACUGGCCAGCAGUCCAGCUCGCUUCAGAAUCAAUCUCGUCGUCGUUCCGCGCGUCAGUAAGAAAUCUCAAGAGUUGGGUGAAGUCGGAGGCUAACAGCAUGGUAUUCACCAUGUGCGCGACAGGAAGCUCGAGCCAGGAUUUAUCCGCAUUCGUACGAGUAUUGGAUCGCGUUUGAUACUUGUACGUUAAUUAAUCGCGCGAUGCAGAAGACGACCCAAGUCGACCCCAAGCACGGGCUACUCCACAGGAUGAUGCUGAUGAACAAACCUGAAGAUGAUCGUCAAGCGGACGUCGUCUAACCAACACUAACAUAGUGUUUAUUCCAGGCAAGCCCCGGUGCAUGCAACCCCUUUCCUUGUGUUUUUAAAUACUUUUCGCACACUUAAGUCUAGUGAAAUGUGCAUUAGGUUCAUAGGAAUUGCUUGAAACCCUUUGAUGCAUUGCUUUCCUUGAUAUCCAUACCUUUAUAGAUACUUCUGUGAAGUAUCAAAAUAUGAUUUACAAAAAUGCUUAGCCUUGCUUAGAUCUCGUGGAUAGAGGUUGUCCUUAAUUUAACUCGAGAAAGGAUGACUUCUACCUGCAAGAAUAUUUUCAUUUGGAGCAAUAGUGGGAUCUUACUGCAAAGUUCCCUGUGAUGCUCUUUCAUCCUAAGGAACAGACACAAUCCUAAGGAUGGAAAUACUUAAAUCGAGACUUGGGCUAGGAACAGAUGAUGCUCCGCCCGGGUCAAUUAAGGAUUGGAUGCGUAUGUAGGCCUGUUGAUCAAGGACUAUCUUAUCUAGCCACAUGCCCUGAGAAUGGGACAGGGUAAGCUUGAACCCGGCUAUUCCAUACAUGAAAAGACAAUCGCGCACUGGGCGUGGAGAGAUGGCGAGAGUGGCACGUACCCUCCUGGCAACGGAUCGCCUAAAAGGGGUGGUGUACUCUCGGGUGGCGCGGACCUGUUCAUGCAGUGGAGGAUCCGUGGGAAUAGUAGACAUCAAGGUUUACGAGUAACAUAUGUCGUGUGGUUAGAAAUCCUCAGCUGAGUAAAUCGAUUCGGAUCGCCGUUAUAUCCCCGGACAGUGGAGACUUGAGCUCCGACCUACAACCUAAGUCAAGAUGUGAACACUAUGGAUAAAAAUGAUGUUGUAUUGAUGAGAUGAUGAAAUUAGACUAGAUGCAAACAGAGUCUAUUAAAUAUUUAAUCUGGCGUUAAAAUAUUGAAAGUAAGGACUCACUUUAGUAAGCUAUUUCUGCAAAAGUAUCUAAGUUGAUUCUUGCUAAAGCCUCUCCUUGAUUCCCAAAUCCAGCAUAUCCUUGAGAGUCUUUUCUUUAGUCGGGUAAGUCUUGCUGAGUAAUUCCAUACUCAGGGUUUUAUUCCCUGUUGUUUUUCAGGUUAUAGUUUUGUGCUGCUGUUGAUGGUGUUAAGUGCCGGUGGGCUCGGCCUUCUUAUAUAAGUAUACCCCGCCUUUAUCUUCUUAUUGAGGAUGGUCACUUGAGCUAGCAUAUAUUUCAAAACUAUAAAUAAUUUAUAACCGUUCAAAGUUUCUUUCUUUGAAUCAAUGUAGUAAUCACUCUGAUCAUGUACGAAGUAAAAUUUUUGUAAUUUGUAAAAUUUGGUAAUAAGAUUUCCGCUGCAAAAUAUUGGUGUGUGUGAUUUGUAUUACUUAAUCCCGCGGUUCUGGUUGUAAGUGGUUUAUCCGGUGUCCGUGGGGCAAUCGGACGGAUCCUGUUAAGUUAUCUGGUGCACAUGCAUGGCCGUCUGAGUUCUUUAAGACAAGGACAGGUGCAUGUGGGCCCGAUACCUUGGGAGGUUCUGCCACAGCUGGUAUCGGAGCAGGAUUAAGUAUAUACGGUCACAUACGUAUUUUCAAAACAAAUGUUUUGGUUUUGAAAAACUUAUUUUCAACUAAACACAUUGUUUGGCUUUGAAAAACAGUUUUGAAAAAUUAUAAUGCUAGCGACAUCCUCUGUUAAGCCCUAAAUUAAGGACUAUUAGGUGGCUUAUUUAAAAACCACUAACCCACAACCGGGGGUAUUGCAUACAUGUGUAUUGUUAUUUUUAAGGCCAUUCAGUUUUGAAUGGAUCGACGCUCAAGGUAAGGUGAGAUGUGAGAGCAUGACCGAACAACCGUCGGUCUAGGGAAGUGCUUAAUUGUAGCGCUUGAUUAUAUACAUGUUCCACAUAUGUAUAUAUGAAGGCUGCGAUGUGGCGUAUUUACUUUUUCGGGAAUUCAGUACCCCAUGGAUGUGUAUGGGUAUACAGACAUGGGAAUACUGAGAAGUGUAAUGUACUUGUAACGACGCACCUACGCUCAGGUAAGAAGGUGAGUUACCAUAAUGAGUUGCCCUAUGGUUAAAGUGUGGCAACGGCGCCUAUGCGUGGCUCGGCGCUUAAUGAUGAGCUGGCCUCCAUAUAGCAAUAUAUGGAGUAUAAAUUGUGAUAAACUGUCAUGUGUGAACUGCAUCAUGGGAAAUUGGGCUGUGAUGAAACUUUUCUGCAGGUACACUAACCUCGAAAACGUAUGUGUAGCUGACGACUAGCAAAAUACCGAGAGAGAACGUAUGCCACCGGUAUAGAACGUUAUUGCCACAGUGUGUUGGCAAAAAAUUAGUGAGGACGCAUAGGACGAGCAUGCAUCCUAAUUGUUGCAUCAUGUUUGUCACCUAUACAUCCAAAAUGCUUCUCUCAUCUUUAUUCCAGUAACCAUUGAUUGUAGAAAAUAUGGUGUAAUGCUGAAUUAUGAACUUCGAUGAAAUAGGUGUCCUCCAUUCUUUAGGUGACCUCUUAGGGUGCCUUAUGUGUUUGCUUUGGUGCUUGAUGUACUGAUAGGAGGAUAGUGACUUGUUUGCCUAAAUCUAAAAUUAGGCCAUGUUCUUAGUUGGUGAACCGAGACCCAAAUUUGAAUUUACCAUUAUCACCCCAUGACCAAACACAUACAAAUGAAUGCUUAGAUAAUUUCUUUGCUAGACCUAAAGUGUACCCGGACUUAAAAAAAUCUCAAGUCAUGUCUCCUUCUAGAGCCAUUCCCUUAUUCAGUUGAUGCAGGUUGAGGUCUCUAUUGUGUUUGGCCUCUCCUUGCGGAUUAUCUUAUCCCUUGUCAACCUGACCUAGGAAAGACAUGUCCGACCAUUUUCUUGAAUUUGAUGCCUUUGAUUUCCUCAUGUCUAUCGAAGGCAUAUCAACUUAAUCCUUGACCUUGUGAUCUCUGCGUUGGGCAUAGAAAUAUGCUUGGGGCUAAAUUAUCAGUCUCCCAUCGUACUCCCUUCAUUAACAAAUUCAGGUUAUGGCCAUGCCCUGUUCAUUUCAUCGGGCCAUGAUCUAUUUGGCUCUCUACUUGUAACCAUUCUUACAGGUGGAGUAUCUCUUCGUAUAUUGUCACCCUUGCUCAAUCUAUUGAUGUGGUGCGAGAUUUCUUAUUGGUUACGUAUGGUAAUGGUGUUAUGACUAAAACCAAUGGUGCUGUGACGAGACCGAGGGCCUCCUGUGAAUGUGCACACAUGGUUGUGCUACUCAGCACGCGCUGGUACCACAGUUAAUAGUUGUAAUCCAUUAUGAGACUAUAUCAAUGUGUUAUCUUGGCACAAUCUAUUUUUGCUACGUGAGAUUCUCUAUUGGUGCCAGUUCUGUAAUGGUGUGAUGGUUAGUGACUUAUGGUGCCGCAGCGAAACUGAGAGCCUCCUGUGAAUGCGCACACAGGACUGUGCCACUCGUCGGAUGCUGGUAUCAAGGUCUCUGGUCAUGAUCCAUUGUGGAACUACCCUGAUGGUUAUCUUACGUGGACCUUCCCUUGAAUAAUUUCUAUGUUGUUUGUCAAGUGAUCAAGCAACAUCUAUCAUCUCCGUUGAAUAAAAUGGGCAUACCACUUUCCAUGCGUAGUAUCUUUUUCCUUGACUUUGGUAGUGACUACACGUAUACAAGUUCCCUUUACGUCCUUUGUGUAAAGGUGAAGUCUUGGAGCUUUUUAGUGUUGAGAGAUAACUAAUUAGCUCUCAAAUUGGAGAUUGACUUUCCCCUGCCGCUGAGAUGCAGGAGUUUGUUCAUUCGCUCUCCUAUCUAAUCCAUGUAUUCCCUAAUCAAGUGGAUAAUUCAUCUCGCAUGAAGAAACGGAUGAGCAACCUGACCAAAUGGACUUCUACCCAAAUGCAUGACCUUCGUGAGUAAAUGUGAACUCUCGACCGUUGGCUUACCGAUGGUACUGAGAGGACCUGCUCAAUGUCAAAAGUAGUUCAACAAGUUGGUUUUACUAACUUGUAACUGCCCAGUGAACAAAGGUCGAGUUUAGAGAUCGUUUUAUCGAUUUGCCUGAACUCACUUUGGUCUAACCCACUCUAAAGAAAGUACUCCCAAAAAAAAUUAAGAUUAAGUCGACUAGUAACCACCUAGCCAUCGCUCUAGUCGUGUCUCGAUCACCUCACGUGUGCUUUUCCAGCAUAUGUGACCAUGUCGAGCCAUGAUUAGUCCAGGAUAAAAUGGACUGAUCGUAAAGUCCAGACCCAUCAGCUGGUGAUUCUCUAGAAUCUAUACCAUCUUUCAUGGACUUGAAUUCUCUGGUUAGCCGCAUGUUAACCGUGACAGUAUUCAACAUCCACACUCGCCUUUGUUUGGAAAUAUCUCACGAUUACCGCUGAUAUGGACAUGUGUUACAUGCUUCUCUACUCUUAGAAGUCUUUCGUUCCGAAUCUCGGGACGAGAUUCUUUUAAGGGGGGAGGGCUGUAACACCCCUGGUGUUUAUAUUCCGCUCGACAACGAGUAUGAAUUUAAGCACGUAAUCAGUGGAUAAAACGGAUGCCAAAAUUUUCUUCACCUAUCGCGAUUUUAAUAUCGCAUCUGUUCCGUUUGUCGCGAGUUCGACAUCGUUUUUAUUUAUUCGGACUCUUCCAAAAUUUUCGUGAUGUUCGGAACAUCGUUGUUCCGAAAAUCGGUGCGUCCGGUGAGUAUUUAAAAUUCAUCGCUCGCGCGAAUACGAAUUCGAAAGCCCGACCCACUCGGAUGAUUUUUAUCCCGGGCAAAUUAAAUUAAACUCGGCGACAAAAGUGUUAGUACAAAAUUUAUAAGAAGUCGACGACUAAAAUUUUAGGUGUAAAAUAAUUUAGUCAUUGCUCGCUAACCGAGCUUACAUCACAUCCGAGAGUUUUUAAUUGAGAUUUGAUUCUCCAAUAAAUCAUCUAUGACAGAGCGAUCAAGUGUUCGAUUGGUAGGUGAAGUUAUCUGAUUUUAAGUCAAAUUAAAUAUAGUUUAAAAUAUUAGUCUCGAUCUCGUUUGAGUUCAUUCUGUUUGUAUCUUAUCCAAAAUACGAUUAUCUCUAGAAAAUCCUCCCCCAUCACACGUCAUCAGCCCAUACAGCUGUCGUUCCUUAUCUGCUCAACCGUAGUGAUCAAAAAUCUACACUCAUGUACUUAUCCUCUCCACCAUCCCUAUCUCUAUUAUCCUCCCACGUCAUCUCCUGGAGAAUUCCCUAGCCAUCUCUAUCUUCUAACUCCACGCCACCUCCUUUCUCAAGCAUCACGUUCAAUUUCUAGAAAUUCCCUGCUAUCGCUAGCUUCUAGGACAAACGUUGCUGGCCUCCUAGUUUCCAUACGUCGGCUCCCUGUGGUCUUCCCCGCGUCCGGUCUCAUCCUUAUCCCCAUCGCCCUUAUCCCCUGGUCUGUGCCGCUCGUACUUGGAGAAAAAUCUCCAGCCGCCUUACCUGCUGCCGCCGCUUCCCAUCCGACAGAUUAUUUGUUUGCAGCCACUGAUCUUCUCCCUCGCUCAGCCGAGUGGUCUUCCACUCCUCCCAGCCGAGCUCUCCCUCUCCACGCAGCUCCCUCGCGGUGCUCCCUCCAUAGCGCCUGAGCGCUCUGUCCUCGGAUCGGAGCUUCUCUGCGUGUCGCAGCCAAGCUUCCUUCCCCAUGGCGCCCGGCGCCCAAGUCCCCAGCCGUGACCCUGCCGAGCUCCGCCCCGACUCCACGUCUCCUGGUCGGGCUCUCGUUCUAUGCCUGAUGCCGCUGUUCCCUGGUGCUCCCUGCUCGGUCCCUGCCCAGCGCCUGACUACAGCUCCAGCUCGCGGCGUCCCCUCUGCUUAGCCAGGAUUGUCGUGCCUCUGCUCCCUGGUUUUCCCUACGCGCGAGCUCGCUGGCGUUGCCCCUGCUCCGCUUGGCCGCGUCCCCCUCAGUCCACCACUCUGCUCGGCCAUGGAAGACACGCCGCACCCUGGUUCCAGCUCGCGAUACUCCCUGCACGCCGGAGUCGCCCAGCUCGGCCACCUACCUCCCUAUGCGCGACCUCCUCUAGCUCCCUGUUUCUCCAGAGUGUCUUCCUCUGUUGGCUCGCCGGCUUCCUGCUCCCUGCUCACCCAGCGCACGCUUCUCCUUGUGUGCCGUGCCUGCGUGCUGCUCGCCCUAGCUCCCAGCCAUGGCGUCGGCCAAAGCUCCUGCGCGUUAUGUGCCCAGCUCCCUUUUCCGCGUAUGCGCGCUUAGCUCGCUUUCCUGCGCGCCCAGCGUUCUGCUCCCGCUCGUCCCUGCGCGCCAAGCUCCUUGCGCGGUCCUUCCUUGAGCUCGGUCCUGCGCUUUUCCUUUCUCUGUGCUCGUGCUCGCCGUGCCGUGAGUCACUGGCCAGCAGUCCAGCUCGCUUCAGAAUCAAUCUCGUCGUCGUUCCGCGCGUCAGCAAGAAAUCUCAAGAGUUGGGUGAAGUCGGAGGCUAACAGCAUGGUAUUCACCAUGUGCGCGACAGGAAGCUCGAGCCAAGAUUUAUCCGCAUUCGUACGAGUAUUGGGUCGCGUUUGAUACUGGUGAGCCGAUUUAUAAUUUUUGUAAGUUUAUUUAAUGAUUGGAUUAACUAGAAUUAUUAAUCGUAAUAAUCCUCGUAUUUAGCGCAGGCGUAUUGUGGUAGUAUUAAAAAUAAGUAAAGUACGAUGGGUUUAGUAAUGCGAAAGGUGUAUUAAUUUAGGUGAUAUCUGGGCGAAGUAACGACGUAAAGGAUAGAUUUAGUGUUUUAUACAACUACCUGAUGAAUUUUGUCGUUGUCAAUUGCAUUAAAUAAAUAACAUAAAGAGAUGUUUGAUUAAUUGUUGAUAUGUAAAAUAUGUAAGGAGUGAAAUAAAAUUAAAAUAGUUCCUUGUGA
This is a messenger RNA of Zea mays, 9584 nucleotides long. RefSeq lists its product as uncharacterized. The transcript has 2 exons. The record is from RefSeq and is a predicted model, not a curated record. The coding region runs from base 1885 to 2592 and encodes 235 amino acids. NCBI's taxonomy places the organism in Eukaryota, Viridiplantae, Streptophyta, Magnoliopsida, Poales, Poaceae.